GCUUAACAACAGAGAGAGAGAAAGAGAGAGAGAGAGACGUCACAUGAGUUUACUUCACGGUGGAGGAGACAAAAGCAGCUUUAAAGACUUUCCAAAGUCCAUCACGCCUCUCAGAGAGACUUUUAUUGUGGAAAUCUGCUCUGGACGCCGUUUUUUCCCGGAUUUUUCGCGCAGAAGGCUGAACUCCGCAGCGCGCGUGGACGGAAUAAAGCAGAACAGACGCAAAGAAAAAGAAAAUAAGAACCUGACCACAGCGGAGCUUUAUAGUGAAGACUGUGGACGCACUGUGGCGCGCAAAUGGUGUUUCUGUGGGACGCAAAAUACGACCCAGCCCCUGGCCGGCGGUACACCCCCCCCUCCACCACCCUGGCCUCGGGGGGGAAGAUGGCCGAGGCCCUGCCUCUGGGCGCCCAGGAGGCCGGAGGCGGGGCCGCUCUGGUUGGCAAACUGCGCAUGGCUGACCGCGGGAUGGUGGAGGUGAUCUCAGAUCAUCCAGGUGAGCUGGUGAAGACCGACAGCCCCAACUUCCUGUGCUCCGUCCUGCCCACACACUGGAGAUGCAACAAGACCCUGCCCAUUGCUUUUAAGGUGGUUGCACUGGGUGACACCCCUGAUGGCACCCUGGUAACGGUGAUGGCAGGAAACGAUGAAAAUUACUCCGCUGAGCUUCGCAACGCCACAGCUGCCAUCAAGAACCAAGUGGCCCGAUUCAACGACCUGCGCUUCGUCGGCCGCAGUGGAAGAGGGAAGAGUUUCACUCUGACGAUCACAGUGUUCACCAAUCCUCCUCAGGUAGCCACGUACCAGAGAGCCAUCAAAAUUACAGUGGACGGUCCCAGGGAGCCACGGCGUCAUCGUCAGAAGAUGGACGAGGUAAAACCCGGCUCUUUGGCUUUCUCUGAGAGGCUAACAGAGCUGGAACAGCUGAGACGGAGCUCGAUGAGGGUGACGCCUCCUCACCACCAUCACCAUCAGCACUCCACCAGCACCCGCCAAUCUGCAGCACUCAGCUCUGCCACCUUCUCCAGCCCCACACAUGCUCAGAUAACUGCUGACUCCAGGCAGAUGCAGUCGUCUCCAUCUUGGACCUACGACCAAUCGUAUCCCUACCUUGGCCAGAUAAGCACGCCCACCGUCCACACAGCCAAUCCCCUGUCGCCUGGUCGAUCUUCGCUCAGUGACCUGUCAUCACGACUCACAGGUCCUGACCUCACUGCCUUCGGUGACCCCAGGAUGACCCUAGAACGACCUUUCACCUCCCUUCCUUCCUUGCCUGACUCCCGCUUCUCCGACCCUCGAGUGCACUACCCUCCCACAGCGGCCGCCUUCACCUACGCGCCCUCUCACAACGCUGUAUCCAACGGCACCCUUGGCAUCACCAUGGCAACAGCCAUGGCAACCACUCCAGCAGGGCGGUACCACACCUACCUGCCUCCUCCCUACCCAGCCAACACCCCCCACCAGGCACAGAAUGGGCCCUUCCAGUCCACCUCCUCACCGUAUCACCUGUACUACUCCACCGCCGCCGGCUCGUACCAGUUCUCCAUGAUGGCCGGGGGAGGAGGAAGCAGUGACUCGCGCUCCCCGCCGAGGAUCCUGCCACCGUGCACCAACGCCUCCACAGGCUCCUCCCUCUUGCAUCCCUCUUUACCCAAUCAGAAUGAAGGAGUGGGCGUGGAGGUGGAGUCCAGCCACAGUAGCUCCCCGACUAACAUGGCAGCUGCUGAAGCUGUCUGGAGACCUUACUGAACAGACAAGCGCAUGAUCAUGUGAUGACAUGAUCAUUAAUCACUAAAGACAAAUAUAUAAGCAGCAAUCUAAAAAAAGAUGUGACAUGAGGGGCCAUAAGUCAAUUUAAUGCCAUUUAAACAUGACGAAAUCUGCUGUUAUUCUAUUUUUUUCUUUGACACAAGUUCCAUGAAAACACGCAAAACCAACAAGGUGUCGGCCCGUCUCAACAUAAUUUCUGACUUCUCUUGAAGUCUUUAAAAAACAGCUCACACAUAAAUUGUACAUAAACGUGACUCAAAUAGGAGCUUAUAGUAAAUUUGUUGGGCAUUAUUUUCAGCAGUGGAUUAACCCCCUGAACCCCAAGUAUUUAAGAAAGAAAAAUAUGUUUUACUUAAAAAACUGCCAAAAAUACACUAUUUAGAGUUUCUGUUAGAAAGUCACCUAAACAAAGCUUAAAAUUGUGAUAUUUCUUCAAUUGCUUUAUUUUGUCCUAUAAAAUGUUGCCAAAAUAAAAUUGUUUGAAAUAACUAGAUACUGUUAAAAAAACUCCUCAGCAACACUGUGAAGCCAUGAUUGAUUUUGCUGUCAUGUGACAAAUAUUCACUGAAAAUCUGUUUACACAGAGCAGAGAGGAGAGGACAGGAGAGGUGGUAAAAUGCAUAGAAUUUCAUAUGUAUAAUAUGUCGAGACCCGAUUUUAUUUCCAAUAUUCAUGACACAUUUCAUAGAGCUGCAGGACUGCUAUAUUGCAAUAAAAUACCAGGCCACAGUGAGUAAAAUGUAAAAACAGCUUAAAAAACCCUGAAACUGCCUGGGGUUCAGAGGGUUAAUCCACAUUUGGUUCUCUAGUAUAAGUGUCAGCAAGACAGUGUGUAUGUGUUCAAAGUAACAAAGGAACAUGUGGGCACCAGUGGCUUACUUACCCCUUUUCGGCCAAGGAAGUUCAAGGACCAGUUUUGAGCCACUGCCUCAUCUGGAACCAGGUCUUUGUGUUUUGACAGCAAAAGAAGCGGCUCUCUGCCAGGAAAACUGGUUCCAGAGCAGCACCAACUCUUUGCUGGUCUUGAACAGCUUACAUUAGGGGCUGGAGGCCGAAUUAUCGUGACCAACAAGAAUAACUAAAACGUGUAUCAUUAAUGUGAUCAAUACCAGGUAGUCUGUGCUUGGCAGCUAUUUAGACCUAGCGGGCUAGCAUUAGCUUACAUGAAAGGCUAACAUUGCCAAUGCAAGUUCUUAAAGCCAGGAGCAACAUUUGUAGAGAGACAAUAGGCCCUUUCAUAGUGUGGUCCCACAAGUACCCCGCUAUAUUGCUGGAAUAUUGCCGAUUAGCACUGUGCUACUUAGUUAGCUCUGUAGCAGCGCAGUAUGCAUGUGCUGCAGCAGUAUGUGUUCAGUUAGCGACCUCCGUUUGUUUACAACAAGCACCAGACUCUACAAUUUGUAUACAGUUAGCAUUCCGGUUUGUUUACGAUCAGCGGCGGACUCUCUGUGCACAGUUAGCGAUGCCGGUUUGUUUACAAUAAGCAGUGGACACUGUGCACAGUUAGCGAUGGCAGCCACAGUUGUUGUGCAGCUUCUGAACAGUGAUUCGAUGACUGUCGGACCAAGUGGGAGGUGUGUGUUAGACGUCACGCGCAACGUCAAAUUUUCCGAUUCAUAGUGAUCCCUUUUCCAACAGUCCCACCAAUUUUCCACUUCUGUGACUACACUUGAUGGCUUAAAAUUAGUGGUUGCAUGAAACGGCACUAUGAAGGAGCCUACAGUCCGCCAUUGUUGCUUGGAGUUGGCGCCAGCAAAUCUGGGAAAAGCAAAGACGUUUACAGAUUCUGACUGUUGUUCGAAAAGGGGUAUGUGCUUCAACAACAGUGGAGCUUUAUAAGUAUCUAAAAAUGGGAUUUGUUGAAGAAAAAUAUAGAAUAUCGAGAGAUUUGUCCUUCAAGGGAUUGCCUCAUGGUCCUGAGAUUUAAGGCUUAACUGUAAGUGGAGUUUCAAUAGUGAGCAUGGCAGAAUGUUGGGACACAGGGUAACACAGUUAGCAGCAAUGUUGAUUGUCACUUAUCAAGGCAGUUUAUCCAAGAACACUUGGGGAACUGAUUCUUAGGAUGUCUGCUCACUCUUUAUUUUAUUUAUGUUUGAACGUUUAAUAUUGGGAAAAACUCCACACAGUACUGUACGUCACCACUUGACCACAACUGGAUAAAUGUUUACUGGUAAACAAAGAAAAACAAGCAGAAGGACCGACAUUGGCCAAGAGGACAGUGAGUGGACUUAAACCUGAUAUCCCAGUCUCACUCUCAGGAAAUAGAAAAGAACUGGAAAGAAGAGAUUGUAUGAAAUAUGGACAGAAAACCGGAGAGACGCAGGUUAAUAUUUUGGUUUUACACUGACACAAGUGCAUGCAGCAGCACUGGACUGAUCUCAAGUCCGCUUCCUUUGUAAAAUAACAAGACUUCCUCCUCAUAAAUGUUGUUGGUGCUGUGUGUAGAUGAUUUGCUCAUGCCAAAUAUCAUGAUGGCGUGUUUGUGUUGACCUUCAUCUAUCAUUUUACCAUUCCUCUGUCAUUCUUGGUUGAUAUUUUUAGAAAAACUGAGCCCAUCAUCUCUUGAAAAUAAAGACACAUCAUCACUUCACUCACUACUGUUUUCCAGCCCCUCAGACCAAUUUGGACUACUGUGAUAAUAAAUAACAACAACUCUUCACUUUACAUUGGUUAAACAAGUUUCAUUACAUAUAUAUAUAUGGCCCUCACCACACUGGAUUACAGCAUGGAGUUUAGUCAAAUGCUUUAAUUUAUUCCUACGAUACAAUUUUUAGUAGCUUUACAUCUGUGUGUGUGUGUGUGUG
This is a messenger RNA of Centropristis striata (black sea bass), 4574 nucleotides long. It is a transcript of the gene runx1, whose product is annotated as RUNX family transcription factor 1. Gene Ontology annotation, molecular function: RNA polymerase II cis-regulatory region sequence-specific DNA binding; DNA-binding transcription factor activity, RNA polymerase II-specific; ATP binding. Bases 298 to 1749 code for a protein of 483 amino acids. Gene Ontology annotation, biological process: regulation of transcription by RNA polymerase II; hemopoiesis; neuron differentiation. Gene Ontology annotation, cellular component: nucleus. The record is from RefSeq and is a predicted model, not a curated record. NCBI's taxonomy places the organism in Eukaryota, Metazoa, Chordata, Actinopteri, Perciformes, Serranidae. The transcript is spliced from 8 exons.